This is a messenger RNA of Acanthamoeba castellanii str. Neff, 651 nucleotides long. Its product is annotated as enhanced disease resistance 1, putative. Lineage: Eukaryota; Discosea; Longamoebia; Acanthamoebidae. Gene Ontology annotation, biological process: protein phosphorylation. The record is from RefSeq and is a predicted model, not a curated record. The coding region runs from base 1 to 651 and encodes 216 amino acids. Gene Ontology annotation, molecular function: protein tyrosine kinase activity. The transcript has 5 exons.
AUGGUAUUGGAAGAAGGAGCCGAGGUAACCACGGUUGCCGCCCGAACUGUAAACAAGAGGCACAUCACCGACGAGCAAUUGCUGACGACAGUUACCCAGGCCAUAAGCCUGGGCCACUACAUACGAAAGCAUGCCAAUAGACUCACCGCCACCGACAAAGUAAAGCUCGCGCUCGGCGUGGCCCUGGGCCAGAGCUACCUCCACUCCCGAAACCCGCCCUUCGCGUGCGACCUGAGGCUGCGCCGAGUGGUGGUGAUGAGCGACAACACGCCAAAGCUGACCAAAUUCACGGCCUUGACGCCCGGCCAAGAAGCGGAGAUGAGGAUAAAGGAGGACGUCUUCAUAUUCGGCAAGCUGCUGUGGGAACUCCUCACGGAGCGUCUGCCCUACGCUGACCCUCGCGACACGCUCGAGUGGUGGGCUGUUAGUGAGUUCAACCGGCCAGCGCUCGAUGAUGAGCGCAUCACGAGGCUGCGGCGCGGGAAGAAGCUGCAGGAUCUCAUUGGCCAAUGUUGGCGCCAGGAGGCAAGCACAAGACCUUCGGCGGAUGACGUCGUCAAGGAGCUAGCGGCCAUUCUUGCGCCAUCGACCAUGGAGCAGCUGCUUGCAGAUCUCCGUGCCCUUGCUAAGGAGCAUCAGAAAUUGGCAUAA